This is a messenger RNA of Parnassius mnemosyne (clouded apollo), 5761 nucleotides long. The record is from the annotation of a GenBank genome assembly. NCBI's taxonomy places the organism in Eukaryota, Metazoa, Arthropoda, Insecta, Lepidoptera, Papilionidae.
AUAAGAAACUAUUUUUCUUAUAUCAAUUAUCAAUGAGAAAAACAGAAAAUUAAUUCUACUUACAUAUGUAUUGCAUAUAAUUUGUGAAUUGUGAUUAAAGCUAUUGGAAAUAGAAAUGGCCUAUUUUAGUGAAAUUUGUAGAAUCUGUUUAUGCGAUAAUGUACGCAUGUAUGUACUAAAGAAGACUGGUCUCGAAAAUUUGUACAAAACAUUGACGAAUAGUUUUAUGGACGAGGAUGAGGAGUCCAUAAUUAUCUGUUUCACCUGUCAUGCAAGACUCAUUCGUUGCAGAACAUUACAACAACAGGCUAUUAAGUCAAAUACAAUUCUGGAGCAGUUGCUUGCAGGAGGGUCCAUGUCAAUACCAAAUCAUCAUGAGGCUAGAGAUAAGAUUCAAUUCACACCAAUUAGUCAUAUAGAUAUCAGGCCAGUAGAGUGUGAUGUAGAAAAUGAUUGUAAGAACGAAAUGUUUAGCCUUGAAUCUGUUAAAGUUGAGGAAGAGAAUUUCGAAAUUGAGAAUUCCACAUUUGUAGAAAAUGGGAAUCAUGAAAUAGAGAGUGCUGAAAAACAAGAUGUGGAGAUUGAUGCUUUUGAAGAUAGACAUAUGGAUUCGGAAAACGACUUGCCACUAAUUGCAUUUGGUUCAAAAAGUAAAAAAGAAGACAAUGACAAAGGUAAAUUAACUUAUGUUAAAAAACAUGUAUCAAAAAAUAAAAAGAAAUCACCACCAAUCCCUCUUGCAUCAUGUAGUUGUACUUUUUAUUUAUUAUAUUUUCCAUUAAUAACAAAAUAUAUUGUGUUGGAAAUUACAAGUUAUUCAAUAAGGUUUAAAAAAUAACAUUAUCAUUUAUGCAAUACUCAAUCAAUUAUCCACAUCAAAAUAAUAGAAUACAAUAAUAGGACAUAAUAUAAUUACAAUAAAGAAAUAUGUCAAAAUAUAAAAUUACAAUACAGAAAUAUGUCAAAUUAAUAAGACUAUAAAAAGAAAUAUGUCAGUUUUUCAACUAUAUUUUAUCAUUAGUCAAUUAGAAUUUACAUAUUCUUCCACACUAUAAAAAUUAUUUUCCAGAGGAUACGACCUCAAUCUGUUUUUAAAUUGGAUCACAGUUGUUAUGCAUUUUAAAUAAUUUGGCAAUUUAUUAAAUAGUCUGACCGCUUGAUAUCUGGCACAAUGUUUAAUUAUUUGUAGGUUAGGCCGUAUUAGGUUCACAAUAUCUUUUCGCCUAGUGUCAUGACGCUUUACCCUUUCUUCUGCGGUUUCAUAUCUAUCUAAAUUUUUAACAAGGUCUGUAAGAAGAACUAGAAUGUACAGACAUGGUGCAGUAAGUAUUUUUAGGUUUCGCAUGUAUUCUCGGCACGACUGUCUUUGGGGUAUGCGCACCAUUAUUCUUAUUGCUCUCUUUUGUAAAAUAAUGUAUAAUAAAUGCCUUUUUAAGAUUGUAAUCAUAACUAUUUCCCCAAAAUUUAAUACUAUAUCUUAGACGAGAUUCUACUAGAGCAUAAUAUACCAUUUUUAAUUGCUUUAUUGUUAGCUCCUCUUUUAAGCUUCGUAAUGCAUAACAUGAAGAUGAUAUAUUUUUUUCUAUAAAAUUUACUUCUUGUUUCCAAUUAAGAAGAGAAUCUAUAUGGAUACCCAAAAAUUUUACGGAAUCUACAGUGGAUAUACAUUCAUCAUUUAAUUUAAUAACUAAGGUGUCUCUUGCUCUUGUAGUAGAUUUAAAAAGGAUAGCUUUGGUUUUUUCAGGGUUUAGUUUAAGGUUAUUUGCAUUAAACCACUGAGCAAAAGCUUCUAAAACGCAGUUAACUUUGUUAUUGAGAUCAAAAAUAUUUUGUGCACUUAUCACUGCAUUCGUAUCGUCAGCAAAUACUACAAGUUCAGUGUUUGGUAUAGAGUUGUACAUAAAUGGAAUUAAGUCAUUUGUAAAUAUUAUGAACAGAACGGGUCCUAAGAUUGAACCUUGGGGAACACCUCUUUUAAUUUUAUUUAGUUUUGAUUUAAAUAUUUUCUCUUUUUCAUAAUUUGUAUCCUUGAUCUCAACGUAUUGAUAUCUGUUACGUAAGUAUGACUUGAAAAGCUCCCAAACCUUUCCUUGUACACCAUAAUGCUGUAACUUUUUAAUUAAAAUUUGGUGAUCCACCAUGUCAAAAGCUAAACUCAAAUCUAGAAAGAGGCCUGCUACCUUUUUCUUCUUAUUUAAAUUUGUCACAACAUCGUCAAAUAAUACUUCUAUUGCGUUAUUUGUUCUAAUAUUAGUCUGAUAUGCAAAUUGCCGUUUAUUUAGUAUGUUGUUUUCAUAUAGAUGUUUAAUUAGUCUUGUCUUUAUUAAUUUUUCAAAAUUUUUUGAAAGAAUUUGCAGUAAGGAAAUAGGUCUAUAGUUAUUCGAGUCUGUCCUGGUCCCUUUUUUAUAUACAGGCAAAAUUUUACUACUAACUACUAACUAACUACUAAUUGUACUACAUGUAAUACUACAUGUACUGUAGAGAUGUACUAUACAUACAAAAUUUUGUUCUUUAAUUACUUAAUUACUUUAGUCACAUCUAGGUUCCGCAAUAAAAUAUCGCGCGCCCAGCGAAGCGACCGGUUAUCAGGUAGUUUUUAAUAUAAUGGAUUUUCGCAAUGUAACGUCUGAUUCUAUUGAUAAUCUUUUUGUCUUGCCUUUUUAUUUUUAGGAUGUGAGUACGAAGAGUGAUCCAAAAGUAAUUAUUGAUAGUCAAUAUUAAACACGGUGAUUAUUGUUAAAAAAAUAAUUUAUUUUUCCACAUAGUUUUAACAAGUCAACGCAUUUAGUCCAUUUUUGUAAUAAUCCCAGAAUUCUCUUAGAAAUAAAUCUUUCUUAAGUUUCGCUAUCGUCUCCAAAUUUCUUGCCUCGAAGGUGUUCCUUGAGUGGAGGAAAUAGAUAGAAGUCAUUGGGAACUUAGAUCUGGUGAAUAGGUUGGGUGUUCAAACAGUUCAAAUCCCGUUUCUUGAAUGGCAGCCAUCGCAACUGCGGCUUUGUGAGCCGGAGCGUUGUCUUGUUGAAACAGCACUCCAUCUCAUCUUAUCGUCUUUUUCUUUGAUAGCUUCCUGCAAUCUUCUUAUUUGGCCUGCAUAGUCGAGAGUAUAAGCCGGAAAUAAUGGCUCCCUUUUCCAAAUAUUCCACAAUAAUUAUUCCUUCAAAAACGGACGCCAUAACCUUUCCCGCCUUUGCACUUUGAAUUUUUUGGCGUCUGGAGGAGGCUCGGUUCCAAACCAUUGAUUGUUGUUGGGUUUCAGGAUCGAAAUGGUAGAUCCAGGUCUCGCCCAUGGUCACGAAACGUAAUAAAAAAAUCUGAUCUGCUUGGAACCUUUCGAGAUUAACCCUCGAUAUGUCGACAAUUUUUUUUUUUGCUCGUAGGUUAACAUUCUCGGUACCCAACGCGCAAUUAGUUCGCAACGUUUCUUUGACCACUGUCACAUGAGAUCCCUGUGACGUCAGCUAUAUGCCUGAUGGUCACUCUUCGAUCUAUCAAUACGACGUCUUCGACUCUUUUCACUUUAUCUUCAGUGAGGGAUGUGAAUGGGCGUUCAUCUUCCGUGUAUGUUCUGCCCAGCUUAAACUCCUUAGCCCAGCGUGAAACUGUGGAAUAUGGAGGAGCAGAGUCCCUCUAAUGUUUCAUCAAGUCGCUGUGUGUCUUUGGUAGACGUUUUUUAAACAGAGAGAGAGCUCUCAUUAAAUUUUUCUCCAUUUUGAUGUUAUCUCUUUGAUGAUUCGUAUUCAAAUGAAUGUACUAGGCGUGUGUAUCUCUUUACGAAAACGACUCACUGAUACGAAUCACUGAAGUGACACAAAAUAUUGGUUCAGUAACAACGUUUCAAAUGUAUCAUUUGUAUCUGGAACAAUGAAACAUUACUUUGCUCUUUGCUCAUUUCGCGCGACGCGUCGCUUGCGAGGCGACUGAGCCACGAGCGAGAGAGACAGACUGAGACAAUGAUUAACUUAACUAUUGACUCACGAGUGGCGAGUGAGCGGGCGAAAUAAUUAUAAUCCACUCAAGUCAGAUAGAGAUAACAAAUAAGAAGUGUAUCACUCAACUCGUACGGAUUUUCGCUGACGUUAUUCAUGCACGUAAAAAUUACCACUAAGGCGCUUAUGUGUCAAAUACUAUACGGUCGUUUUUUGUAUGUAACGUUUGCAUUAACAAGUUGUCAUUUUACGUUGAUGCGGUACUUGUCAAAUUGUUUAUAUUCAUUAGCGCCUGUUUACGAAAACAUACUGAGUUAUGUUUAGGAUUUCUUUGCGUAGCGAUUAUUGUGACUUUACUUUCUUCCUUUUCAUCAUAAAGUUUAGAGUUAUGAUACUUUACGAGUAAAUUCUGUGUACAUAGACAUUGCUGUUUUAUGUAAAUGAACAUUUUUGUAAAUAAUGAAUUGACAAAGUGACAUUUUUGUUAAAGUAUGAAGGAAAAUCGAUUUUAUAUACAAUCUUAUUACGGUACACAAUAAAUAAUCUAAGCACUUAUAUUAUUCAGCAUUGUUGCCACAUAACAUUUCACGGAAUAGUCAGUAAUAAACGCCCGCGACGCAACUUAAUGUAUUCGGAACAUUCUUUCUUUUAUAUCUUUUGAGUCGAUGAUCCAAAUGAAACAUAUCAGUGUUUCGGAACAUUUCAGUGAUCAAGAUGCAAAUGUUCCAAUCGCAAAAAUGAUACACUUUGCCUACCUCCAGAAUGUACCUCUCGAGAAUCGUAGCCUAUUUAUUUAGAUGUUUGACGCGUAAAAAAUAAAAUGGCGUAGCGCUUGUCUUGACGGGUUAGCAAAAAUCAGUAUUUAAGGUUAACUGAGAGGUGUAGCCUAAUGCUAUACUAUUCCUCAUGAUAAAACCCUUCCACUUUAUUAUAUUAAUAUAGAUUACAAAGUUAUAAUGCAGUUGUUGAAUUAUGUUCUUGUUACUUUUAUGUUUAUGUCAUGUUCUCGUACUCCUUAGGUGUCGUUCCAAGCUUAUGGAAGACAGCUUUAGUGCAUACGAUUCCUAAUAAAGGCUGGGACCUAUCCAAAUACAGGCCUAUCGCCGUCACCUGCUUGUUCUCCAAAAUAAUGGAAUCCAUUAUUAACUGCCAGCUCACGCGGUACCUUGUAGAGCAUAAGCUGAUUAGUGACCUUCAAUACGGUUUCCGUCGAAGCUGUUAGGAUCGAUAGUACGGAAACGGCGUGUAUGUAUGUAUGUAUACAUACAUAUAAAAUACAUACAUACAUACUUACAAAAUUAACUAUUUUAUGGGUGCCGGUGGAGAACACACCUGGGUUGCUAGCGCACUGUGAAAUUUUACGGCAAACUCCUAGCCCCCUAACUACCGGGCCUAGUUUUCAAUCUUUGUAUGGCCUACAAAUAAUUCCUCUAUCUUAAUCUUCCCGUAAACUUCCUCUGCUGAACAUGGAAGGAUCUCUCCCGAUGUAGGGAGGAUUUGCCUUGAGCGUCACGCUUGGCAUUGGACUGACGAUCGCAGAACCAGACGUGAGCACCUCUGGCAAUGUCGCCUGGCGCCGGUCUGGAUAUUUUACAUCUGAAGUAAACGAGGUGGUUAUACCGCCACCUGUCGGAAGCCAUCAGAUUUUUCUAGCAAACCCAUAGUCGCCUCUUACGAAACCCACGGGACAACGUAUAACGAUGAAUUCUCUUAUCCCUCACUUACACGCCAACUUCGACUGUACUGUGUGCAUAACACUAGUUCUGUGUGGAAUUCGAAACAGUAAUUAUUAGAUUAAUGUAAUUAUAACAUGGUCAGAAGAACCAUUCUUUCCCACC